AAUAUAAAUAAAAACAAAAAUCUCUUUUAUAUGUCAAGUAUUUAUAAUCGACUACAUUGUAUGUAGUUAAAGUUAAUCAAGUUCUAAGUAAAGUAAAAUAAUUAAAAGAACUAGUAUUUAUUGUCAAUACAAAAAUGACUGUUAAUGAUCAAGAAAGUGAUCAAGUGAGUGCUACAGAAAAAUUAGAAGAGCAUUACGAUGAAAGUGACGAUAAUUCAUUGGAUGUGAUAUUGAUUCGUAUUGGAGAAUUUGGUCGUUAUCAAAUGUUUAAUUAUGUACUACUCUGUAUUCCCAUGAUAUUUAAUGCAUUUCAAUCAAUAUCUUACGUAUUCACCGCCAGCCCUGUUGUUUACAGAUGUAAUAUUACACAGUGCGACAGUUUAAGUAGUCAAUAUAUGGAGCCUUGGAUUAAUUUUACAAUUCCACUAAAGGAUUCGCAGUAUGACAAUUGUAAUCGUUAUGUAUAUAAUAAGGACAUACGUAAUUACUAUUCAUCGCCUUCUACAGCUGAAUGUGUUGAACUUAAUUUUAACAAAUCGUUGGUCGAAAAGUGUAAUGAUGGAUUCAAAUUUCGUGAUGCAGAAUAUACGGUAGCGAAUGAGUUUGGAUUCUUUUGUUCUGACGAGUGGAAACUAAACAUGGCUGGCACUAUCAACAAUGUGGGACAAUUCAUAGGUAUACCACUAGGAGGCCUACUUGCUGAUAGAUUUGGUCGUCGCACUAUGUUGGCAAUUGCUGGAUUUCUAAGUUCAAUUAUGGGCAUCAUACGAUCGUUUUCAACAAAUUACUAUAUGUUUCUUUCAUUUGAACUACUCGAUAUGGUCGUUGGAAGUACACUAUUUCCUACGGCUUUUUUAUUGGCCAUUGAAUUGGUUGGACCAAAGAAACGUGUGGCAGCAGCAACAAUAAUUACAAUAUUCUACUCAUUAGGUGAAGCAUUGUUGGGUGUUCUAGCAGGAUAGUUUCAAAAUUGGAGAACUCUUUUAAGGGUAUUGUAUAUACCAGCGGCAUUACAAAUAUUUUUCAUUAUCCUUUUGCCCGAAAGUGUACGUUGGCUAUUAAGUCAAGGUAGGGAAAAACAAGCCGUUACAAUACUUAAAAAAGCUGCUCGGAUUAAUCGUAAAAUUUUACCCGAGAGUAGCUUAAAAAGUCUGGUGAACUCCAAUAAAAACAAAUUAGAAACGGCAAAUGAAAGCAAUUACCCCAUAUGGCUGGCAAUUAAAACGUUUUUCUGGAGAAUUUUGAAUUGUUCAUUCUGUUGGUUUACACAUACACUAGUGGCCUUGGGGUUAAGUUUAAAUUCUGUAAAUUUAGGUGGUAAUAAAUACAAUAACUUCAUGCUGAAUGGUCUUGUACAAGUACCCGGUUUAAUACUUCCGCUCUUUAUAAUGAACACAAUCGGACGGCGUUUUUCCUUAUUUGGUUCCAUGUUAAUAUGCGCUUUAUGUAUGGGAGCAGCAAUACUAUUUGGCAAAAAUGGUGACAAUAUUGAACUGAUACUAUUUCUGAUUGGGAAAUUCGCUAUAACUUGUAGUUUUCAAGUAUUAUACUUUUUUACAUCAGAAAUAUUUCCUACAAAUGUACGCAACAGUCUUCUAUCCUUAUGUUCAAUGAUCGGACGAAUUGGAUCUAUGUUGGCUCCCCAAACUCCACUAUUAGCAAAUUACUAUGAGUACGCUCCACAAAUUUUAUUUGCCGCAUUUGCCUUAGUUAGCGGUUGUUUAACAUUAUUAUUUCCAGAAACUGCCAAUAAAUCGCUGCCUACAACAAUGAAUGAAGCUUCUAAUUUAAAAAAUGGUCCAGAUGAAAAACUAGAGUUAAAUGAAAAUUCUUAAAACAUUAAAAAUGAGAAACAUUAUUGUUGUGAUAUUUGUAUUCAUUAUGUAAAGAUUUUGAUUUAAUAAAAUUAGUUUGUAUGUUAA
Molecule: messenger RNA, 1922 nt
Organism: Lucilia cuprina (Australian sheep blowfly)
Lineage: Eukaryota; Metazoa; Arthropoda; Insecta; Diptera; Calliphoridae
Product: organic cation transporter protein
Exons: 7
Biological process (GO): transmembrane transport
Cellular component (GO): membrane
Molecular function (GO): transmembrane transporter activity
Source: RefSeq, a predicted model, not a curated record